Messenger RNA from Blepharisma stoltei, 1769 nucleotides. The record is from the annotation of a GenBank genome assembly. Lineage: Eukaryota; Ciliophora; Heterotrichea; Heterotrichida; Blepharismidae.
AUGGUCAAAGUAAAAACCAUAGUCCGCAUCCAAGAGGAAGAGUCCAGAGAAACACAGAACGAUAUUUUUAAGCGCCACAAAAACACAGACUCAACUUUGCAUCCUUUUCAACAAGCUAGGGAGUACGUCAGAGCACUGAAUGCUGCGAAGCUGGAAAAGAUUUUUGCGAAGCCUUUUAUAGCAGCGCUCAAAGACCAUACAGAUUCAGUUUUAUCGUUGGCAAGGUCUGAUAAGUACUUAAGUCUUGCAGUUUCAGGCAGUGCCAAUGGUGAAAUCAAGCUGUGGGAUCUUACAAAAAUGACUUGCAAAUUAUCGAUGAAUGAAGCCCACGCAGGCUUUGUCAAUGGUCUCAGCAUGAGAGGAGACUAUUUUGCUUCUGCUGGAAGAGAUUCUGUGAUAAAGCUAUGGAGUUUUGAUGGAAAUUCAGAGAUUUAUAAUUCCUCAAUGCCCUUGAAUGCAGUAGACAUUUCUUGGGAAGGAGAUUUAUUUGCUUCUUGCGGACAUGAUGGAGUCCAGGUGUGGGAUUUCAAAAGGUCUGAGCCUUUAAGCGAAUACCAAUGGGGCUCAGACUCAACUACAAAGAUUAAGUACAACCCUACUGAAUUUCAUUUACUAGGGACCACAGUCACUGAUAGAAGCAUUAUUUUGAUAGAUACUCGAGCGAACUCCUGCUUGCAAAAAUUCACGCUUAAAAUGAAAUCUAAUGACUUUGCAUGGAACCCGAGGGAGCCAAUGAAUUUUACAGUCGCAAACGAAGACACCAACUUAUACACUUUUGAUAUGAGAAAUUUAUCAGAGCCCAUAAAAAUCCACAAAGACCAUAUAAAUGCAGUCACAAGUGUUUCUUACAGCCCUACAGGCAGGGAAUUUGCUUCAGGCUCUUUUGAUAAAACUGUAAGGAUUUUUGAUGUUAGAGACGGUAUAAAUAAAAUGGCAUUCGGUUCGAGAGAAAAUUAGCUUGCUAAUUUUCUCUCCCUCAUGGAAUUUUAUUUAUGGGGUUGGGUUUUCUCUCGAGAACUUCUGCACAGCAAUAGCUGUUUAACUUUGGGGAUAACCAAAGGGAAACAGCUCCUCAGUGCGUUCAAGAUCUCGGAGUUUUACCCCUCAGCACUUCUCCACGGGAAGAAGACCCUUAGGCGGAACACGCGCAGGAGCUGAGUCAAGACAGAGCGACGACAACUCGCCGGGUGAGAUGUGCGGCGGCUAGGGGCGAAGCGUCGAUAGAAGGCUUGGUCGGUUCGGUUGGGCUGACCAUCGCGAUUCCAAGAUGGCUCCGUGACGUCGCUAGUUAGCUAAAAGUUCCAUUUUGGGACUGCGGCACUAGACACCUUAAACACCAAAUAAUUAAGUUAAGUUAAGAUGUUAGAGACGGCAGAAGCAAAGAAGUUUACCACACAAGAAGGAUGCAGUGGAUUCACGCAGUGGAAUUUACAGGUGACGGAAAAUUCGUGCUAACUGGUUCUGAUGACACAAAUGUGAGGGUGUGGAAAGCCAAAGCAGACGAACAGCUUAAGACCUUGAUGCCAAGAGAACAGGAAGCAAUAAAUUAUAGAGAAAGACUUAAAAAGAAAUAUCAGUACGUCCCAGAGAUGAGAAGGAUAUUGAAGCACAGACAUUUGCCAAGAUAUCUGUUUAAGACAAGAAAGAUUAAACAGAUUCAAAAAGAGAGUGAGUUUAGAAAGGAAAGAAAUAGAAGAGCACACACAAAGCCUGAAAAUAUUAAAAAUAUCAAAGAAAAGAGCACAGUUGUUAUUAAUGAAGAAGAGUAG